AUGUUAUGGACAUUGGGAACACUUCUGAUUACUAUCGCUGCAUUAAACCCAGACCAAAUCGAUCUAUCCAUCUCCAGGGUUAACAACACAACAUACAGGACUCUUGAAAAGCUUGUUUCGAAAGACUCGUACUCUCUUGUCAAAACCAAAGAUCUUGGUGAGUUUUCUUCUCCAUCAAAAUGCACCCUACUUUCCUGCCUCAUAAAGAAAAGUUCCAUCUUUAACGAAGAGUACAUAAACCUUCUGGAAGUUAAGGAGGCAUAUACAGGUUACAAGACAAAUGACGGAUCUGCAGAAACAUGGAGGAAAAUAUGGGAAAUCUCUGGGGAAGACUCCUUGCUUCCAACCUUGGUAAGCGGGCUUCAAUUUUCGAUAUUCACUCACCUGUCUUCUUUCCACAAGAAGUUCUUUACAGUCUAUUUUCCAAAUCCCGCUCUCUUCCAUAAAAAGUUCCAGGACAAACAUCGUCUAAACUUCUAUCUGACCUAUCUUCUUCUAAGGAAUUGUGUCGGAGGCAUAGAUAUGGACUGCCCGGAAAUGGAUAAAGAUCUCUUGGAUGUAGUCCAAACCAUAAGAGCUCAGGGCUCUACAAAUUGGGUUAGGCAGACUUUGGAUUUGGAGAAAACAAUACAAAGAGUUGACAAAAUGAUCGACCUUUUGAAGAACAUAAACUGUGAAAAAUGCCAGCUGUGGGGUACAAUCCAACUCAAAGGUCUUAGGGCGGCACUGAAGGUGUUUUCCGGAUCCAGCAACCUGGAUAACCUUGAAAGAUUCUUCCUUGCCAAUCUCUUUAUGAGGCUCUCUGUUUCUGUUAGGGAGAACAUUAAGCUUAGAAGAUAUAAGUUUCCUCUUCUUGUAUCAGUCUCUCUUUACUGGAUGGAAAUUCUUUCCUUUGCAACUUCUUUUUUAAUCAUCCUUCUGGUAUCAAGAGUUAGAAACAAGUUCAAGAGUAAAAUUGCUCUCAAGAGCUGUAUGUAA
Encephalitozoon intestinalis ATCC 50506 is the source of this 978-nucleotide messenger RNA. Its product is annotated as endoplasmic reticulum membrane-associated oxidoreductin. Bases 1 to 978 code for a protein of 325 amino acids. Gene Ontology annotation, cellular component: endoplasmic reticulum membrane; endoplasmic reticulum. NCBI's taxonomy places the organism in Eukaryota, Fungi, Microsporidia, Unikaryonidae. Gene Ontology annotation, biological process: protein folding in endoplasmic reticulum. The record is from RefSeq and is a predicted model, not a curated record. The transcript has a single exon. Gene Ontology annotation, molecular function: protein-disulfide reductase activity; thiol oxidase activity; FAD binding.